Molecule: messenger RNA, 7146 nt
Organism: Xyrichtys novacula (pearly razorfish)
Lineage: Eukaryota; Metazoa; Chordata; Actinopteri; Labriformes; Labridae
Source: the annotation of a GenBank genome assembly
AUGUUACAGGUUUUUGUUUUUCCACUUCCCAACCUGUGGCUUCACCCUCCCACUCUCUGUCCAUUUGCAUGGAAACCCUUUAGUGGGCCAGCAGCUGCUGCCCUUUCCUUUCUUCAUGUUGAAUCCUAAUGAUUACUUUCAAAGGAGAGCGUCUCCAAAGCUCCUUUAUCAAGUGUUUGUAGUGAGGAGACUAGUCACUGUCCAGCAUCCACUCGAGCUUUCUCCUCUUCAACCACAGACAUUGAUGACCUGCUUCUUCAAGUUGAGAGAAAGAGAGCGUACAUGAGAAGGAGGUAAGGAUGACAGGUAACAGGAUUUAUUUUUCUUUGAUUAACUUUGAAGAAAAAUAUGACAUAUGUUAAAGUGGAAGGUUAAGAUUUAAAAAAGAAUAAACGAAGAGAUUAGGUAGAAGAUAUAAUUACAGUUCUCAUGCUGUUAUGUUUGAGUAUUAAUGUUACUGGAUGCUUGAAUAUACAUUUGCAGGUCGACGAUUUCAACUGUUAUGAAUUGGAUAGUGGUUGAAUGAUAACCGGAGUAGAAUGUAAUCUGUGAUGAAAUACUUUGCAACAUAGGACAACGUCCACCCAUUUACACCGUACGUGUUAGACCCGACUGAAUAACGCUUCAUAAUUUGGAUUUCCUUACAUCUAAAAUUAAGUCUGUAAAGUGUGGAAUUGAUUUUGAAAUAUAUUGUGUUUUUCAUGCACAGAGGAAUAACAAGAGGGGGGUGGGGGGCACAUCUGAUUUUGACAGACUACUUCACAUUCAUAUCCAGCUGAUCACAGUCUGAGAUUAAACUAAUUGUUGCUUUAAUCCCCACGGUAUCCUUGAAUUUAGUUUCGACUCAAUGCUGACUUUGUUUUUCAGUAUGUUCCAUUUUUGCCCACACAAUUACACUUCAAGCAAAAUCAAAAUUGGCAAAAUAAAGAAAAACAUUUUAAUCUGAGAUGCUUCAAGUACCGCAUAUCUACAUCUGAGCACGUUCUUAAAAGCAAAUUUGAACAUUUGAACAUUUGCAUUUGAACUUUUUUUAGGAUCUGUGUUGCACGUCAUUCUUCUUACUAUUUCAUCUCUGCAGUAAUGCCAUGAGGCUGAUUCUAGUUAAACCCACCAAUGCCACUCGACGCCUUGACUCAACAGGGAAAGUCUUUCAUGACGGAGACCUGGAGCACUGCACCUCAGGAGGUCCAUCACCUUCCACAAAAACUCCCGAGGGGCUGCAUGACCGGUACUCAGGCACCUCUUUGGACCCAACUUCCUCCCCACAGGAGUCGAGCCUAUGUCGAGUUUCAUCCUCACCCCACGAACGGUCCAAUGGAAUCAGUCCAAUGAGGGUUCCGGCCCAGAUGUCUCCACUGAAAACCCAGAACCUCACUUUAUCACAGCUGAGCGAUGAGGACUGGCUGCUGUUUUGUGGCCAGGUUAGCAGUGUAGGAGAUGGUUCAGCAUCAGCAGAGAGGGCAGGGACCAGUGUUUCACAUCCAAACCACAACGACAGAUGUGGUUGUUCUUGUAGUGAUCAGCACUUAGACGCUUCCAGUUUUCAUCUGCAGUCUAAACAGGGUUCAAUUCAAGACUGCCUCUCCAGAGUUUCAAACAACAAAAUCCUCUCAACUUCACCACAAACCCAACAUUUCACUCAAAGCACCCCAAAUCCGACCUCUUGCCAGGUUUUACCACAGCAAACAAAUCUUUUAAAACCAGUAACCAACCAUCCAAAGGAUCAUUUCAAGCUCCAGUGCAGUGGCCAAGAAGGUCGAAGUGAUCCAUUGCAGCAACAGCCUUGCAAUCAUUUUAAACUGACUGACAGCAACCAAGCAGCGCACCCAAAUUUAUUCAACAUCCCCUUGAACUCAGUGGAGCGUGCCGAGGCAACCCUGAAACUCCACCAACAUCCUCGCACCAUUGUCCCUGCAGAGCUCAACUGGAGGGAGAUUUUUGGUAAAGAGCCUCUGUUGGUUCAGCAGUAUCAAAAGCAAGAUUCCUACUGCUCGACAAGUUGCGAUCAAACCUGCAAGUCGGCUCAGGAUCCCUCCAUCCUCAAAUGCCGACAUCUCCCUCACGAUCCUUUAGCCAGCACUCUACGCGCCAAGAGGUCAUCCACUACGGCUGGUAACAGAAGUGUGCAGUCCUUCUCUGACAGCCAGUUCAGUUCCUUGGAGAACCAGGAUUUAGUGGAGGAGACUCUGAGAUGGCAACAACUUAAGGUACAGAGAUACGACUGAGACCAUAAUGAUUGUAUUUUUUAUGGUAAUGUUUUAGAUUUAAGACAGAUUUGCUUAUCAAACUGUAAAUCAGCCACAAUUCAAUAAUGAUCUAAAAACAGCAUUGCAUUAAAAAGCAUGAUUAUUUACCAAAAUUUGCUUUCCAAAUUCAAAGCAGGCAGUUCCCUACUCUAGAAACUUCCAAGUAAACAUUUUUCUGAUGAAGAGAUGGAAGAAAACCUUGAAGCCACUGUUUUUAAUUAAAUUUAAAUUUAAUUUAAAUAAGUUAAAAAAAUCGCCCAUAACUUGCACUUUUUUGUAGACUAUUUGCACGGACCAAAUUCCACCUGAAAAUCUACUUCAGUCACAAGACGUACCACAAAUUCACACAUGUCAAUGGUAUGCCAGCCCAUAAUGAUCUCCAUUUGGGCUGUUUGAUUUUAAUGAAAGAAAUUGAGAUUAAAUUCAGUUUCGGGUUGUAGAAGUGUUGGAUGUUUUCUUGUUUCUGCAAAAUUCUCCCUUGCAGCAUAAAGUAUUUUGACUCAUAUGUCACGCGCUCCUUGCUUACUGUCGGUCUUCUUAUUGCAGAUGACCGCUCAGCACCACAGUGGAUCAAAACAAGCCCCCUCUCGACGCACCCCUCCACCUUCUGACACCUUCGAAACCAGCGACAUAGUCAACGGGGAUGCAGUGAACCCGCUCAGCAGCCAUGGCACUUUAACAUCCAGUCUUUCAGAAAUCCACUCAGGCCAUCAGCAGCCCCUUCAGCUUCUUCACAGUGCUAUCCUGGAGGACGCCUUCUCCAAAGUCCUCAGAGAAGAGUCCAGUAAAGCCAACAGUGAGAACCUGUCCAGGGAGGAAGGAAACGCACCACAGAAGAAGACCAAGGACAUUAGUUAUCGGCUAGGUCAGAGAAGAGCGCUCUUUGGGAAGCGUAAACAGUUGAGUGACUACGCGUUAGUCUGUGGGAUGUUUGGCAUCGUUGUCAUGGUGAUUGAGACAGAGCUUUCAAGGGGAUUUUACAGCAAGGUACUGUCUCCAUUAACAACCUUACUUUCAGUUUUCAGGUUGUUUUCACUCGGUGGUUUAUGUUUUCCACUCUGUUUUGUCCAGGAUUCACUUUAUUCCUACAUACUGAAAGGCCUGAUCAGCCUCUCCACUGCUCUUCUUCUUGGGCUCAUUGUGAUGUAUCACGCCAGGGAAAUCCAAGUAUGUGAAUGGAAAAUGAUAAGCCUUUGUACAUCUGAGUUUUUUACUCCUUUCAUAAACCCCAUUUCAUUAUCUUCUCCUCUUUUUUGCAGCUCUUCAUGGUUGAUAAUGGAGCAGAUGAUUGGAGGAUAGCUAUGACCCUUGAACGUAUUCUGUUUGUUGUGUUGGAGCUCUUUAUCUGCGCCAUCCAUCCAAUCCCAGGCCAGUACGUGUUCACUUGGACAGCUCGUCUGGCCUUCAGCUACACGGCAUCGGUAGCGGAUGCUGAUGUCGACAUCAUCCUCUCCGUGCCCAUGUUCCUGCGCCUCUACCUAAUUGGCAGAGUCAUGCUGCUCCACAGUAAGCUGUUCACAGAUGCCUCCUCACGAAGCAUAGGGGCGCUCAACAAGAUCAGCUUUGAUACUCGAUUUGUCAUGAAGACUCUGAUGACCAUCUGCCCUGGUACAGUUCUGCUGGUCUUCAGCGUGACCUGCUGGAUAAUAGCUGCCUGGACAGUGCGUGUGUGUGAGAGGUAUCAGGCUCUGGAUCUCUAAAUCUACCAAGAACAAAAAGUCACAUAAGUUUAAAUUUAAUAUGUGAUGGAAGUAUGUGAGCUGUACAAUAGAUUUACAUCAUCUCCUCUUUCUACAGGUAUCACGAUGCCCAAGAAGUGAGCAGUACCUUCCUAGGUGCAAUGUGGCUGAUCUCCAUCACCUUCCUGUCCAUCGGCUACGGCGACAUGGUCCCUCACACCUACUGUGGGAAAGGUGUUUGCCUGCUAACAGGAAUCAUGGUAAGGUUUCCAAAGAUCAUUUCAAACUCGGCACACCCACCUUUGUUUUGGCUUUUCAUUUACAGUCAUAAUAUUAAUCCAAAACAUCUUCAAAUACAAAGCCUUUCUUUGCACGACUGUUGAAGAGUUGCAUGUUGAUUAGAUCAGUUUGUUUUAUUAUAAUUACAGCUUUAAAAUCUAAUAUAAUUUCAUAAGACUGUCUCAAGCAGCAACAUUUAAAUUCCUUCUUUAGAAAUCCCACAUAUGUAGAUGAUGAUGUACUUGACCACAGCUUGCAAAAGAGUAACUAACCACUCCUCUCCUCCUCAGGGAGCGGGGUGCACAGCCUUAGUGGUUGCGGUUGUUGCACGAAAAUCGGAACUCACCCGAGCUGAGAAGCACGUCCAUAACUUCAUGAUGGAUACUCAGCUUUACAAAAAGGUCAGAGAGACUCAAACAUAGACAAAAAAAUAUUCUGAAUGGAAACUCUAAUAGUGCAGUCUUAACAUUAUUUUCCUGGGAAAUUUAUCUUAUGACAAAAUAUUGUAAACUGAGUGCGCAGUGGGAUAGAAACAUUGUUUAUAUGUUCCUAAUGUUUCAUACACAUGAUGUGUUUUUCUUUGACAGAUAAAAAACACGGCAGCCAAUGUGCUGAGGGAGACGUGGCUCAUCUACAAACACACCAAGCUGGUCAAAAAGAUCGACCGUGCCAGAGUACGCCACCAUCAACGCAAAUUCCUGCAAGCCAUCCAUCAGUGAGUAUAAAUGAGUUUUCACAAAUGUCAUAGAGAUUAACAUUUUGUUGACAUAAUUAUUAUUAUUAAAAACUGUUGCUGUCAUUAUACUCAAAAUGAGCAUAUUUGUCAAACAACAAUAAAAGUUUUCAGCUUCAUCAUUUGCUUUUUUGUCUUUGCACUAUUUUCAGUAAUAUUUUAGGGUUACAAUGACUUGCAAAUCAUUAUUAUUAUUGUCAUAAUCUUUUUUUUUCUCUUUUUUACAUUUUACAUUAAAUAAAAUUGUUUUUUGCUCUAUAAUUUCAGACUGCGAACAGUCAAACUGGAGCAAAGGAAACUUACUGACCAGGCCAAUACAGUUGCUGAUCUUGCUAAGGUCAGUAGGUGCAGCACCUCUCACAAAAAUCUAAUACAAUAGAGCAAAAGAAAACCAAAAUGUUUGUUACUUUGUUUUCUUAUAAUGCUUAUGGGAAUUUGACACAUGAACAGUGUUUGAGUUUUCAUCUACAACAAGAGGGAAGGGUCUCUGCACCGACCAUAAAUUCAUGAUACACUGCUGCAUCAUAAUGAUUUUUCAAUAGAUGUCUUCUUUUAAGUUAUUUAUUUCAAUAUCAGCACCAAGAACUAAACACAGGGACAAUUCAAACUGAAUUAAAGUUGAAAAAAUACUGCAUGGUAACUUAGAGCAUUUUACUAAUUUCACUCAGAUAAUUUUUUCUUUUCAUGUGUUUAUCUUGUUCAGUUUAUUGAUUGUAAAGCCACUGAGACACAAAGACACAAUUCAACAGGUUCUGCGUAAAAAUUUUCUCUAUAAAAAUAGGUCCUCCAAUGACCUAGCCAACUAUUGAAAAAUGUAAAUCGAGAAACUCAAAUUGUAAAGAAAUUAUGAAAAUAGAUAAAAGGGAAUUUAUCCAGAAAUCUAAAUUUACUCUUUUAGAAUGUAAGUUAAUUAAAGCCUACAUUUAAAACCCUUUUUUUCUUGAACCUUUGUAGCAAUGUCAUAUACUGGGCUUUUUUUUUUCGUUGAGCGUUCACCCACCCUAUAUUCUGUUACAAACUCAGAUGUCUGACCUGACUUCCCUGCUGUUUUCCAGACUCAGAACAUGAUGUAUGAUCUCGUGUCAGAGCUGCAGCAUCGGAGUGAAGAGCUUGACAGGAGGAUUGUAGCUCUGGAAGACAAACUGGACUCCAUCCUUCUCAGUGUGCAGUCGCUCCCUGUCGUGCUCUCUCAAGCAAUAACCAAGCUACAAAAGGAUUUCCUGGACGAUUUGGCCUGUCGUGUCCACUUCCUGUCAUCCUCCCUGAGCUCUGAGUGCUGUUCAGUCCCUGCCAGGCAGCUCUGUCCUGGAUCCACUACACCAGAGACUCCAUACAGCUCCUAGGCCACACUCAGUUUUUUUUCUUAGUCUGCUAACUUUUUAAAGCCAGGAGGAUUUUUUUCUUUCUUUCUGCAGAGGAAGUUGAGAGCAUUAUUCACUCAUUUCCCGUGCUUACAGUUUAACUGUUAGUCCAAGAAGUGACAAACAGAUACACACUAGUCCAAAAAGCUCCCUUUAAUCUCAACUGGGCAUCUACAAAGAUGGAUGGAUGUAGAGUAUGGCUAGAUGGAGGAUUGAUAAGGAAUAAAUACUGAUAAUUUAACCCUGACAUUACUCGCUUAAAUCUAGUAUCUAAAUGAUUAAACUUGUAAACCUAUACAUUUUAAGCCAUGUGAAACAGCCUUGUACACUUGUCGCUGUGCAGACAUUUAUCAAUCAAUCAGUCUUUAUUUAUAUAGCACUUUUCAUACAAAAAGGAUGUAGCACAAAGUGCUUUACAUAGCAGAGGAAUAAAGGGCUCAAUUUAUAUUUAACAGGAAUGUGCGCACCGAGGAAAUGCCAUUUUAAAAUUCAAAGUAGGGAAACACUGGAGGUUUUAAAUCUAAAAAUAAAGUAACAUAAAAUGAAAUUGAAGAAAUAAUAGAUAAAAUGAAAUAAAAACAACAGUAAAAGAUACUAACAUAAGAACACCAAAAUAGCUCAAUAAAAGACGAUCCUGUCAUUAAAACUAAGAGAUAAAUGUUAAAAUACUUAAACAAAGUUAAUGAUAUAAAAUUAAGAUAUAAAAUUUAGUUAAAAGCAAGACUAAAAAGGUAUAUUUUCAGUUUGCUUUUAGAUAGAUCUUGCAUGGGUUAUGUAUAUUUCUAGAGAUUCCUCUGCAGCCUCAGUAUUUUAUUUUAUGUCAUGCAAUAAAUAUUUUUUUAAAACUC